AUGCGUUAUUCACUUUUCUUUAUAUUCGUUCACACUGCGCUUGCUACUCCUAAGGCAGGGGGCACAAACCAAGAGAGUGAGGCUUCAACGGCCAUAACACAUACAGACGGUAAUUUGGUUACGACAAAUACAAACGCUAGCAAUACCAAUUCCAAUAUUAUUAAACGAGGCUAUGUUACCGUCACUUGCAGUGAUUCGCAAGAAACUAUUUUGAAAGCGGCUAUGCGAAAAUGUAAAACCUUCGCCGAUGCAGCCUACUACGCCGUUAAAAAUAAUCAAAAGUUAAGGCGCAAAUAUUUUAAAACCGACAGCGCGAAACACAUUAAUGCUAUCCGCGACGUUUACUGGAAAAUCGAGCAAGGAUGCGAUUUAAACAUAAAAGAUAUCCCCUUUCGUUGUGAGGAAGACGGUAGUGAUUGUGAGGACUGUAACGCUUACGUAUAUCGUUCCAAGGCUAGAGUUCAUUUAUGCCCUAUAUUUUUUACAUACUCUCUUAACUUUAGAGCUAAAAUUCUUAUACACGAACUUUCGCAUCUUGAUUGC
Molecule: messenger RNA, 543 nt
Organism: Pyricularia pennisetigena
Lineage: Eukaryota; Fungi; Ascomycota; Sordariomycetes; Magnaporthales; Pyriculariaceae
Exons: 3
Molecular function (GO): metalloendopeptidase activity
Source: RefSeq, a predicted model, not a curated record